This is a messenger RNA of Miscanthus lutarioriparius, 1299 nucleotides long. NCBI's taxonomy places the organism in Eukaryota, Viridiplantae, Streptophyta, Magnoliopsida, Poales, Poaceae. The record is from the annotation of a GenBank genome assembly.
AUGGGCACGGACAUCGCAUGCGUCAAGCUCGGCGGCGUCCACGUCGUGUCCAUCACCUGCCCAGAGAUCGCACGGGAGGUGCUCCGGAAGCAGGACGCAAACUUCAUAUCCCGCCCGCUCACUUUCGCGUCCGAGACGUUCAGCGGCGGCUACCGGAACGCUGUGCUCUCGCCCUACGGCGACCAGUGGAAGAAGAUGCGCCGCGUCCUCACCUCCGAGAUCAUCUGCCCGUCUCGCCACGCGUGGCUCCACGACAAGCGCGCCGACGAGGGCCGACAACCUCACCCGCUACGUCUACAACCUCGCCACCAGAGCCGCCGGCGACGUCGUCGACGUGCUGCACAUGGACGCCGUGUUCACCUCCCUCGGCCUCCUCUACGCCUUCUGCGUCUCCGACUACCUCCAUGGCUGCGGGGCCUCGACAUCGACAGCCACGAGAAGAUCGUCAAGGAGGCUAACGAGACGGUGAACAGGCUCCACGACACGGUCAUCGACGACCGGUGGAGGCAGUGGAAGAGCGGCGAGCGGCAGGAGAUGGAGGACUUCCUGGAUGUGCUCAUCACGCUCAAGGACGCCCAGGGCAACCCGCUGCUGACCAUCGAGGAGGUCAAAGCGCAGUCGCAGGACAUCACGUUCGCGGCGGUGGACAACCCGUCGAACGCCGUGGAGUGGGCGCUGGCAGAGAUGGUGAACAACCCGGAGGUGAUGGCGAAGGCGGUGGAGGAGCUCGACCGCGUCGUCGGCCGGGAACGGCUAGUGCAGGAGUCGGACAUCCCCAAGCUCAACUACGUGAAGGCCUGCAUCCGGGAGGCGUUCCGGCUGCACCCGGUGGCGCCGUUCAACGUCCCGCACGUCGCGCUCGCCGACACCACCAUCGCCGGCUACUGCGUCCCCAAGGGCAGCCACGUGAUCCUAAGCCGCACGGGGCUGGGCCGCAACCCGCGCGUGUGGGACGAGCCCCUGCGCUUCUACCCGGAUCGCCACCUCGCCGCCGCGUCCGAUGUCGCACUCACUGAGAACGACCUGCGGUUCAUCUCCUUCAGCACCGGCCGCCGCGGCUGCAUCGCGGCGUCGCUCGGCACCGCCAUGAGCAUCAUGCUCUUCGGCAGGCUCCUGCAGGGGUUCACCUGGAGCAAGCCGGCCGGGGUCGAGGCCGUCGACCUCAGCGAGUCCAAGAGCGACACCUUCAUGGCCACCCGUUGGUGCUGCACGCCGUGCCGAGGCUGCCGGCGCACCUCUAUACCCGGCCAUCUCCGUCUGAUUAAUCGGCCGGCCAGUCAUUAUAUUGUAUGCAUAUAA